Messenger RNA from Coregonus sp. 'balchen', 6507 nucleotides. The record is from the annotation of a GenBank genome assembly. NCBI's taxonomy places the organism in Eukaryota, Metazoa, Chordata, Actinopteri, Salmoniformes, Salmonidae.
AUGAGGAACAUUACACCUAUCCUCUCAGAGGGCACAGAGAAAGUCCUACUGUACUGCCCCAACUGUCAUAUCCUCUCAGAGGGCACAGAGAAAGUCCUACUGUACUGCUCCAACUGUCAUAUCCUCUCAGGGGGCACAGAGAAAGUCCUACUGUACUGCCCCAACUGUCAUAAUCCUCUCAGAGGGCACAGAGAAAGUCCUACUGUACUGCCCCAACUGUCCAUAUCCUCUCAGGGGGCACAGAGAAAGUCCUACUGUACUGCCCCAACUGUCAUAUCCUCUCAGAGGCACAGAGAAAGUCCUACUGUAACUGCCCCAACUGUCAUAUCCUCUCAGAGGGCACAGAGAAAGUCCUACUGUACUGCCCCAACUGUCCAUAUCCUCUCAGGGGGCACAGAGAAAGUCCUACUGUACUGCCCCAACUGUCAUAUCCUCUCAGAGGGCACAGAGAAAGUCCUACUGUACUGCCCCAACUGUCAUAUCCUCUCAGAGGGCACAGAGAAAGUCCUACUGUACUGCCCCAACUGUCAUAUCCUCUCAGGGGGCACAGAGAAAGUCCUACUGUACUGCCCCAACUGUCAUAUCCUCUCAGGUCUACUUAGUGCCUAGGGGUUAGGGACCAGGGGAUGGGGUCUAUAGCAGAGGUCAGAUCAGAAAACAUGAAGAUAUUGACCUGUGUGCACGUUAUAUAUAUUCUUUCAAUAAUCUGUCGGUGGUGUCAUGCAGCAGCUUUAAAUAGAAGUGAAGCCCAAUCCUCCAAUCUGCCUAAUCGUGUUGUGUUGCUCAGUUGCACGGUCGCGCGUUCGGCCGGUCGGUCCCCCCCCGGGAACUAACAGACAUCUGUCAACAUUCACAGGAUAUAGAGGAACAUACAGAAACACAAACAUUUCUGUACACUGUCCAAGACAAUACACAUACACAGUACUCUAUCUACACUGAGUGGACAAAACAUUAUGAACACCUUCCUAAUAUUGAGUUGCACCCCCCUUUUGCCCUCAGAACAGCCUCAAUUCGUCAGGGCAUUGGACUCUACAAGGUGUCGAAAGCAUUCCACAGGGAUGCUGGCCCAUGUUGACUCCAAUGCUUCCCACAGUUGUGUCAAGUUGGCUAGAUGUCCUUUGGGUGGUGGACCAUUCUUGACACACACGGGAAACUGUUGGGCGUGAAACACCCAGCAGCGUUGCAGUUCUUGACACACUCAAAACGCUGCGCCUGGCACCUACUACCAUACCCCGUUCAAAGGCACUUCAAUCUUUUGUCUUGCUCAUUUACCCUCUGAAUGGCACACAUACACAAUCCAUGUCUCAAUUGUCUCAAGGCUUAAAAAUCCUUCUUUAACCUGUCUCCUCCCCUUCAUCUACACGGAUUUGAAGUGGAUUUAACAAGUGACAUCCAAUAAGGGAUCAUAGCGUUCACCUGGAUUCACCUGGUCAGUGUAUGUCAUGGAAAGAGCAGGUGUUCUUAAUGUUUUGUACACUCAGUGUGUAUUGUCUAUCUUAUUGGACAGUGGAUAUCUGAAAGUACUGUAGUUGGAAACGGAACUGAGGCAAUGGCUCCUUGGAGUCAGUGGGUUCUUUUAUAUCUAUGAUUCUGUUUGUCCUGUUCAAUGUAUAGCCUGGUAUUUAGGUGUUAUGUUUGUCCUGUUCAAUGUAUAGCCUGGUAUUUAGGUGUUAUCUUUUUCAGAAAAUGUUACCUGAUGCUCAAUCAAAUACCAAUCCAAAGCAAAUCCAUCUUGAUGGUAUUAAAUUGGAACUACUGUAGGACAAACCUUUACCAAAUCUCCAGUAAAUUGGGCUUUUUUCUUACUUUCUAGUGUACGACAUAGAGGUCAGCAAGCAUCAUGUACGCUACAACAUGAGUUACUAAUGAACAGAGAACAAUACAUAACAAUUAUUGAGGAUAGAACACAAUAGGCCUUUUCACACUGCAUUGUUCUUACUCCCAGGCUAGACGGGUCACACAAGCAUUUGUUAACAUUUUACAUUUACAUUUUUAGUCAUUUAGCAGACGCUCUUAUCCAGAACGACUUACAGUUAGUGAGUGCAUACAUUAUUUUUUAUUUUUCAUACUGGCCCCCCGUGGGAAUCGAACCCACAACCCUGGCGUUGCAAACCCUGGGCUAUAUUCCAAAGACCUGGGCUAACGGGCAAACACAACAUGCGACCAAUGUUAUAAAGCAAUAAGACAUUUAAAAAUGUAUUUAUUCUUGCUUCUAGCUUAGCAUUUGAUUUCCAACAGUGAUGGCUGUAUAAACCUUGUCCCAACUCUGAAACAAUGUGAACAAACCUGUAUCUUCAUUUCCAUCUGGGUCCUCUCAGUUACUGUAGUCAGUACUGUAGUCAGUACUGUAGUCGGUACUGUAGUCAGUACUGUAGUCAAUACUGUAGUCGGUACUGUAGUCAAUACUGUAGUCGGUACUGUAGUCAGUACUGUAGUCAAUACUGUAGUCAGUACUGUAGUCAGUACUGUAGUCAGUGCUGUAGUCAGUACUGUAGUCAGUGCUGUAGUCAGUACUGUAGUCAGUACUGUAGUCAGUGCUGUAGUCAAUACUGUAGUCAGUACUGUAGUCAGUACUGUAGGCAAUAUUGACACUGUACACUAAUGUAAUUGACAGGAGGGAGACGGGGUCCUAAAGAAGGGUAUAACCUUAACUCAUGGUGUUGGUCCUUUGUUUCCAUGUGUUGACAUGAACUCUGCAUGUCAAUCUCUCCUGGCUCAAAGUAGAGGAGAGAUUGACUGCAUCACUACUUGUAUUUGUGAGAGGUAUUGACAUGUUGAAAGCACCGAGCUGUCUGUUUAAACGGCUAGCACACAGCUCAGACACCCAUGCAUACCCCACAAGACAUGCCACCAGGGGUCUCUUCACAGUCCCCAAGUCCAAAACAGAAUGUGGGAGGCGCACAGUACUACAUAGAGCCAUGACUACAUGGAACUCUAUUCCACAUCAAGUAACUCAAGCGAACAGUAGAAUCAGAUUAAAAAACAGAAAACUACACCUUAUGGAACAACAGGGACUGUGAAGAGACACACACCCAGGCACACACACAUACGCACACACAUGUACAUAGUAAUGUUGUAAUAUUGUGGUAUUAUACAAUUUGGAUUGUAGAUACUUUUGAUCAUGUAGUGUAUGUGGACACCUGCUCGUCAAACAUCUCAUUCCAAAAUAAUGGGCAUUAAUAUGGAGUUGGUCCCCCCCUUUGGCUGCUAUAACAGCCUCCACUCUUCUGGGAAGGCUUUCCACUAGAUGUUGGAACAUUGCUUCGGGGACUUGCUUCCAUUCAGACACAAGCAUUAGUGAGGUCAGGCACUGAUGUUGGGCGAUUAGGCCUGGCUCGCAGUCGGCAUUCAAAUUAAUCCCAAAGGUGUUUGGUGGGGUUGAGGUCAGGGCUCUGUGCAGGCCAGUCAAGUUCUUCCACACCGAUCUCGACAAACCAUUUCUGUAAGGACCUCGCUUUGUGCAUGGGGGCAUUGUCAUGCUGAAACAGGAAAGGGCCUUCUCCAAACUGUUGCCACAAAGUUGGAAGCACAGAAUCGUCUAGAAUGUCAUUGUAUGCUGUAGUGUUAAGAUUUCCCUCCACUGGAACUAAGGGGCCUAGCCCGAACCAUGAAAAACAGCGCCAGACCAUUAUUCCUCCUCCACCAAACUUUACAGUUGGCACUAUGCAUUGGGGCAGGUAGCGUUCUCAUGGCAUCUGCCAAACCCAGAUUCUUCAGUCGGACAGCCAGAUGGUGAAACGUGAUUCAUCACACCAGAGAACGCGUUUUCACUGCUCCAGAGUCCAAUGGCGGCGAGCUUUACACCACUCCAGCCGACGCUUGGCAUUGUGCAUGGUGAUCUUAGGCUUGGUGCGGCUGCUCGGCCAUGGAAACCAAUUUCAUGAACCUCCCAACGAACAGUUAUUGUGCUGACAUUGCUUCCUAGAGGCAGGUUGGAAGUCGGUAGUGAGUAUUGCAUCCGAAGACAUUCGAUUUUUACGCGCUACGCGCUUCAACACUCGGCGGUCCCGUUCUGUGAGCUUGUGUGGCCUACCACUUCGCGGCUGAGCCGUUGUUGCUCCUAGACGUUUCCACUUCACAAUAACAGCACUUACAGUUGACUGGGGCAGCUCUAGCAGGGCAGAAAUUUGACGAACUGACUUGUUGAAAAGGCGGCAUCCUAUGACGGUGCCACGUUGAAAACCACUGAGCUCUUCAGUAAGGCCAUUCUGUUUGUCUAUAUAAAUUGCGUGGCUGUGUGCUCGAUUUUUACACACCUGUCAGCAACGGGUGUGGCUAAAAUAGCCGAAUCCACUCAUUUGAAGGGGUGUCUACAUACUUAUAUAUAUAUAUAUAUAUAUAUGUGUGUAUGUAUUGGUGCAAUAAUGUGUUGUAGAUACAGUAUGUAUUGGUAGAGGAGUGGUGUAAUAAUGUGUUGUAGAUACAGUAUGUAUUGGUAGAGGAGUGGUUGUAAUAAUGUGUUGUACGAUACAGUAUGUAUUGGUAGAGGAGUGGUGUAAUAAUGUGUUGUAGAUACCAUUAUGUAUUGGGUAGAGGAGUGGUGUAAUAAUGUGUUGUAGAUACAGUAUGUAUUGGUAGAGGAGUGGGUUGUAAUAAUGUGUUGUAGAUACAGUAUGUAUUGGUAGAGGAGUGGUGUAAUAAUGUGUUGUAGAUACAUUAUGUAUUGGUAGAGUAGUGGUGUAAUAAUGUGUUUGUAGAUACAGUAUGUAUUGGUAGAGGAGUGGUGUAAUAAUGUGUUGUAGAUACAGUAUGUAUUGGUAGAGGAGUGGUGUAAUAAUGUGUUGUAGAUACAGUAUGUAUUGGUAGAGGAGUGGUGUAAUAAUGUGUUGUAGAUACAGUAUGUAUUGGUAGAGGAGUGGUGUAAUAAUGUGUUGUAGAUACAGUAUGUAUUGGUAGAGGAGUGGUGUAAUAAUGUGUUGUAGAUACAGUAUGUAUUGGUAGAGGAGUGGUGUAAUAAUGUGUUGUAGAUACAGUAUGUAUUGGUAGAGGAGUGGUGUAAUAAUGUGUUGUAGAUACAGUAUGUAUUGGUAGAGGAGUGGUGUAAUAAUGUGUUGUAGAUACAGUAUGUAUUGGUAGAAUAGUGGUGUAAUAAUGUGUUGUAUUGUAGAUACAGUAUGUAUUGGUAGAAUAGUGGUGUAAUAAUGUGUUGUAUUGUAGAUACAGUAUGUAUUGGUAGAGUAGUGGUGUAAUAAUGUGUUGUAUUGUAGAUACAGUAUGUAUUGGUAGAGUAGUGGUGUAAUAAUAUGUUGUAUUGUAGAUACAGUAUGUAUUGGUAGAGUAGUGGUGUAAUAAUAUGUUGUAUGAUGUACUGUUUCAUUAGGAUUUGUUUGGACCCCAGGAAGAGUAUCCUUAAUAAAUACAAAACUCUACUGUUGGGGAAGAGAUGGCAAGGCUACGUCCCAAAUAUUGCUCUACUUCAGCCUUAUGGGCCCUGAUCAAAAGUAGUGCACUAUAUAGGGAAUAGGGGGCCAUUUGGACGCAGCCAGGCGCUGUGUUGGUGCCAGAUACCCAUCCACCUAGAGACAGUAGAAAGGCCAUGUUACAUUUCCAUUCCCAGGGAGUCCAAGUAGACAGUAGAGCAGUUGUGACGUUUCAGCAUGGGCCAUUCACAACUAGUCUUUAGGGUGAUGGGCCAUUCACAACUAGCCUUUAGGGUGAUGGGCCAUUCACAACUAGCCUUUAGGUUGAUGGGCCAUUCACAACUAGCCUUUAGGUUGAUGGGCCAUUCACAACUAGCCUUUAGGGUGAUGGGCCAUUCACAACUAGCCUUUAGGGUGAUGGGCCAUUCACAACUAGCCUUUAGGGUGAUGGGCAUUCACAACUAGCCUUUAGGGUGAUGGGCCAUUCACAACUAUUCUUUAGGGUGAUGGGCCAUUCACAACUAUUCUUUAGGGUGAUGGGCCAUUCACAACUAGCCUUUAGGGUGAUGGGCCAUUCACAACUAGCCUUUAGGGUGAUGACAAUUCACAACUAGCCUUUAGGGAGAUGGGCCAUUCACAACUAGCCUUUAUGAUGAUGGGCCAUUCACAGCUCUUCCCACAGCAACAAGACAGUUUAGCGCUCUGCCCACAGAACCAAGACAGUUUAGCGCUCUGCCCACAGCAACAAGGCAGUUUAGCGCUCUGCCCACAGCAACAAGACAGUUUAGCGCUCUGCCCACAGCAACAAGACAGUUUAGCGCUCUGCCCACAGCAACAAGACAGUUUAGCGCUCUGCCCACAGAACCAAGACAGUUUAGCGCUCUGCCCACAGAACCAAGACAGUUUAGCGCUCUGCCCACAGAACCAAGACAGUUUAGCGCUCUGCCCACAGAACCAAGACAGUUUAGCGCUCUGCCCACAGCACCAAGACAGUUUAGCGCUCUGCCCACAGCAACAAGACAGUUUAGCGCUCUGCCCACAGAACCAAGACAGUUUAGCGCUCUGCCCACAGAACCAAGACAGUUUAGCGCUCUGCCCACAGCACCAAGACAGUUUAGCGCUCUGCCCACAGAACCAAGACAGUUAG